Messenger RNA from Sander lucioperca (pikeperch), 5464 nucleotides. Its product is annotated as zinc finger E-box-binding homeobox 2-like. Gene Ontology annotation, molecular function: DNA-binding transcription factor activity, RNA polymerase II-specific; RNA polymerase II cis-regulatory region sequence-specific DNA binding. Bases 564 to 4022 code for a protein of 1152 amino acids. Lineage: Eukaryota; Metazoa; Chordata; Actinopteri; Perciformes; Percidae. The record is from RefSeq and is a predicted model, not a curated record. Gene Ontology annotation, biological process: regulation of transcription by RNA polymerase II; anatomical structure development. The transcript is spliced from 11 exons.
UGUUUGUGUUGCAGAAAGAGAGAGAAACCCGGUGACAGCUCCGCGAGGGAGGCGUCACACAGUCGCGCAGAGACCCGGAUCAGUCCCGACCUGCAGCCGAAAACAGCGCUCCUUUCCCGGUCACCGCUCUGCCACAACACCGGGGAAACACACCGGGACAAUCAGGCGAAAACACGGGGACAAGCCGGGGGAAACCUGUGGAACACACCCGGGGACACACACCGACAACAUCCACAUCUGUUUGAAUAUUUCAGGGAGGGGUGCACGCGCUGCAGCUGCACUUUUUCCUUUUCUUCAGCGCGAGGAAACACGGACGGACUCUGCGCUGAGAUCAGAUCAGAUCGGGUGCGCGGGGCGGUGGGUGCGCAGCUCGGUGCACGCUCUCCAAACAGCCAACAAAGUGAUCCGAAGUGUCCGUGAAGUGAGCAUCAGAAGGCGGGGAGAGAGCUCUCUCUGAGCGGGCUGGAUCUGUGAGCUCGGGCUGAAGCUCCGUGGUGGAUUUACUGGGCGCGUGGCCGUCGGGAGCGCGAGGAGGAGUCCAUGCGGACCGGGGCGACGCAUCAAUGAAGCAGGACAUCAUGGCGGAGGGUCCCCGCUGCAAGAGGCGAAAACAGGCCAACCCCCGGAGGAAGCACGAAGCAGUGCUGGACUAUGAGAAUGUGGUGGAGACGGGCUCAGAGACAGACGAGGACGACAGGACUGCCGGAGGAAGAGGAGGGGAGGAUGAAGAGGCAGGCAGCCCGGCCGGCGUUCCCUCUCUGGAGGCCUCGCCACGGGUCGCCCACGCCCUGCUGUCCUACUGCGACCCCGACGGCUCCGACGGCCCACGGGACCGCCGUCAGGACCACCGUCACCGCUGGGGACUGGGAGACGACACCAACGGACAGCUGAACGGCAAUGAUGACAGGAAGGAGGAGUACGACGACAGGAAGGAGGAGUACGACGCCGUCGGUCCGGACGCCUCGCUGCACGCUGCAGUGAAGCGGCGUAACGGCGUCUCGGAGUUGGACGAGUUCUUCCUGAAACGUAAGCUGGAGGACGGAGACGGUCACCCGGCAACCAUCGCCGAGUACCUGCAGCGCAGCGACACCGCCAUCAUUUACCCAGAAGCCCCAGAGGAGGUGACGCGCCUCGGCACGCCCGAGAACACCGGACAGGACGAGAGCGAACACGAGCUGCUGUCGGGCGGUCCUGACGACUUCUCGGCGCUGCUCACCUGUCCGUACUGCGAGCGCGGCUACAAGCGGCUGACGUCUCUGAAGGAACACAUCAGAUACCGCCACGAGAAGAUCAGCGACAGUUUCGUCUGCUCGCUCUGCAGCGACACAUUCAGCCUCCGCACACAGCUGGAGACACACACCUGUACACACACAGCCCCCGCACAGCAGCAGCAGCAGCCGCUGCCACCGCUGCUCAACGAGGGAUCUGGAAACCGCAAGUUCAAAUGCAGCGAGUGUGGAAAAGCUUUCAAAUACAAGCAUCACCUGAAGGAGCAUCUGCGUAUUCACAGCGGCGAGAAGCCGUACGAGUGCUCCAACUGUAAGAAGCGUUUCUCCCACUCCGGCUCCUACAGCUCGCACAUCAGCAGCAAGAAAUGCAUCGGCCCGAUCGCAGUCAACGGACGAGCGUGCAACAGAAACCACGGCAACAAGCCCGGCUCCUCCCCCAACUCCACCACUUCGUCGCCUGGAAGCCCCGCCCUCGCUCAGCUCCGCCACAAACUGGAGAACGGACGCCCGCCGCUGCUUGGAGCACCGGAUCCACUGCUUGGCGCUCAGGAUUCGCUGCCGGCCAUCAAAGCAGAGCCGAUGGACUUCAGCGAGUACCGGCUGCUGAUGGCAUCGCAGCACGGCUUCGGGGGAUCAGUCUAUGUGAACGGGCGCGGAGGAAGCCCGCUGCAACAUCUGGCGGCCAUCGGGCUGGAUUUACCGCACUUCUCGGGAUCUUUGGGCAACAACCUGAGCGAGGUGCAGAGGGUGCUGCAGAUCGUGGACAACACCGUGUGCAGGCAGCAGACGGACGGGAACCCAGAGGAGAUCUCGAAGCUCCGGGCGUACAUGAAGGAACUCGGGGCGCAGAUGGAGGAGCAGCGAAGGGGCUUCCACGCCGGCAGUGGCGCCACGAAGAGCAUCAUCGACUACACGCUGGAGAAGGUCAACGAGGCGAAGAGUCUCAUCGACGACUCCAAGAGGCAAGCGGACGUCAAGAAAGAGAAGCCGAACCACUCGGGGGACUUUGAGGAGAGAUAUCCGGACGGGCAGAACCACCUCGUGCCGUUCUCCUGCCAGUUCUGCAAGGAGGCGUUCGCCGGGCCGAUCCCGCUGCAUCAGCACGAGCGCUACAUGUGCAAAAUGAACGAAGAGAUCAAAGCCGUGCUUCAGCCGGCGGAGAGCGGUCCCGUGGGACGCCGAGCAGCGAUACCCUCAGAGAUGUCCGGCAUCGAGCGUGCCACGAGCCCCAACAACCCCUUCAAGGACCACGUGUCUGUUCUCAAGGCGUACUUCGCCAUGAACACGGAGCCCAACGCAGAGGAACUGCUCAAGAUUUCUAUCGCCGUAGGCCUUCCGCAAGAGUUUGUCAAGGAGUGGUUCGCGCAGUGGAAGAACCAGUACCAGAACAUCCACAGAGGUGGGUCAAGGAAAAGAUCGCCUCCUCCCGACAGCUUCAGCCGCUCGCAGAUGUCUCUCCCUAGUGUAGAUUCACACCUCGCUAACGGCGACGCCUCCCACAGAAUCUCGAAGGCCAAUAGUCGUACAAGCGGGGACAAACCACUCGACAACUUGGACCACUUGCGGAGCGAUACUCCGUCACCGCUCAACCUUUCGUCUACUUCCUCCAAGAACUCUCAGAGCAGCUUGUACACGCCGAACAGCGUAGCAUCAGAGGAAGCCCAUGCAGACAUACCACUGGAUCUGUCGCUGCCCAAACACAUCAUGGCGCAGAGGCUCCUGAAGCAACCCAGAGCCAACGGCUUCAUCAACGGCGAGGCACUGCAUCUCGCCAACAUCAAGAAGGAAGUCCAUGGCUCGGACAGCGGAGGGAACUCCGUGCACCAUCUGGAGAAAAGCCCCAGUCCUAACUUUGGGAUGAAUCCCUUCUACACGUCUCUGCAUCCCCAUGGGGCGUUUCCUCCGCCCACCUUCAUGUCUCCGGCGCAGGCCUCCAUCCCGGGCUUCAGGCCAUACCCGGGCCUCGACCCCAUGAGCUUGCUGCCCCACAUGGCCUACACCUACGCCACUGGGGCCGCCACGUUCGCCGAGAUGCAGCAGCGGAGAAAGUACCAACGGAAACCAGGUUUCCAGGGCGAUCUGCUGGAUGGGACUGUGGACUAUCUGUCAGGCCUGGACGACCUGACGGACAGCGACUCGCUGCUGUCCAGGAAGAAGAUUAAGAAGACUGAAAGUGGUAUGUACGCGUGUGACUUGUGCGACAAAACAUUCCAGAAGACCAGUUCCCUCCUAAGACACAAAUAUGAGCACACAGGGAAACGCCCCCACCAGUGCCAGAUCUGUAAGAAGGCGUUCAAACACAAGCAUCACCUGAUUGAGCACUCGCGGCUGCACUCCGGAGAGAAACCCUACCAGUGCGACAAGUGCGGGAAACGCUUCUCGCACUCGGGCUCGUACUCGCAACACAUGAACCAUCGCUACUCCUACUGCAAGAGGGAGGCGGAGGAGCGCGAGGCGGCCCAGAGGGAGGCUCAGGACGCAAGCGGCGCCCGGGAGGAGCCCAGCGGGCUGAUGAUGAGGACGGCCUUCCUGCAGGGGCUCGCCCCGCUCGGGUACUCGGACCCAGAGGACCACACGGAGGCCGGGAUGAUCCUGAGGGACGGGAGCGAGGGAGGAAGACGGGAGGAGAGCGAGACGACAGACAGACGGGAGGAAAGUUUCAGGGAAGGAGAAGAGGAAGAAGAGGAAGAAGAGGAAGAAGAGGAAGACGGCGAGCGUAAAGACACGUCGGCGCUGAUGGACGAGAGUUCACGAGAAGAGAAGACAGACGGGAAGUCGGACCAGGAGGACUGAUCCACAGAACAAGCUUUUAUUUUGAAGGGGGGCUUCAGACACAGACUUUUAUUUUGAAGGGACUGUACGCAAAUGAUUGGGGAAGGGCCAGAGACGAGGAAGCCUGGAUGGAUAUUUGGAUCCUAAUGCCAGACUCUGACUGGAGCUCAUUCAGCUCAAAGUUAUCAACAUUUUGGAGUUUUUUUGGAACUUUUACAGCCCCAAAAUAAUAAAAAAGUCCAACUGGUUUCUACAUGAGAAACUCAGACUCAUCUUACAGCCACUCUGGGAAGUACGUAGUGUUGAAACAUGAUGCAGGAUUAUUCUAUUACAUAUUUUCGGUCAGCUCGAAGGACCUACACCUCUGUUGGAUCAUCUCGUGGUCUGGUUGUUGCCAUGGUGACUUCAGAUCGAUCAGGUUCUAUGGUUUCUACUUGUUGUGUAGUUUGAUUCUGACCGUUAACGGCCCUAAAAAUGAAUGACGUGAAACACACUCACUCUGCAAAGUUUGUGAAAUGUUCAACAUAAAAUAGACGUUUUCCUGGGAAACGUGACUAACGGGUAAUUUCCACCAACUGCGUAACGGCGGCAGAUCCGCUCCAGAACGGCGUUAAAGUCAGUGUGUGUAUUUGUGUGUAUUGUGUGUAUAAUGUGUGUAUUUCCACUGACUCCAGCCCAGCUGCAGAUAUACGCAGAGCUUCUAUUGUUGCCGGACGCCGGAGAGCUCCGCAGCUAUUCAGCACAGGGGAAACAGUGCUGGACAGGAAGUCGAGCACAGAAACAAAAUAAAAUAUCCGGGUUAAUUUUCAAAAUAAAAUACACCGUGCUCACGGCCAUAGGCGCCGAUUUAUAUUUUCCUCAGUGGGUGCUCACGGGCGCACGCCCUUUAAAAAAUGUUUGCAAUGUUGCAUUUUAAACCUUAGGAACUGGACAGCGGCCUAUUGGCUCGAUAAUAAAUCUUUCACCUCAGGACAACGCCACUGGAGAUGAACACGUAACCGCGAUCAGCUUCGUGGGAAAUUAAGAAUCAGUUCCACCUGUCUAGUAGCCUCUAGGCACACGAUGGCUGACGCUCCACUUAGCACCAAAUGCAAUGUUUAAUUUUAAAUGAAUGCAGCCUACUGGCAGCACUGGGUGCUCAGUAUCGGCGCCUAUGCUCACAGCAAAUCAUAUUUCCCUGCACUACACCUUAAACACGUCAUAAUGGGAAGAGACAGGCCUGAAGUCGGAAGUCGGUUUGGUCGUUCAAUAGAGCUUUUUCCCAGCAGACAUGUUGACAUGUCAGAGUAGGAACAGCCCAGGUGUGUUCAGACCAUUAAUGAUGGCCGUGUCCCCCUAGGAGAGGUCCUGGUGUUGUUCAUGCUGACUCACUGAAAUCUCUCACUGGGACACUAGAUGGAACUGAGCCAUCGUUAAGGUGAUCAGUCUCAGCUGGGCUCUUCCUACUAUGACAAGUCAACAUG